AUUUCCCUGCUAAAAAUUGAUGGCGGAGAGAAGGGAAAAUAAUAUGUUAGGGUUCAGCAGGCUAACGUGCAUUUCCCCUCCCCGAAUCCCAGGAAUCUCUCAGAGGCCCACUUAUCUUCUUCCUCAUGACUCUUGUUCCCCGUUUCUCAAAACCCAAUUUCGAAUUCCCAGCUCCCCUUCAAGAUUCGCAUUGUUUGCUCAAAGUGGGAACAAUGACCUAAUCAAAGAAUCCGGCGAGAAGGAGCGGCCAAGUGGUUUCGUCAACGGUGACGUUGGCGAUUUUGAUUCGAAGAAGGAUCGGCGGCCGGUAUUUAAUUUCAGGCGGGGUGACCUGCUGGACCCCGACCCUGAAAACAUCCUGGCCGUUGGAUUGACGGGUUUGCUGGGGUGGGCCAGUGCCCAAGUUCUGUGGCAGCUAUUUUUCAUCUCGGUGGCCAUUCUGGUUGCUGCUCUCCUCAUUUUCAUUCUUAUUACCCUUCUUUUGAAUGAAUUGGGAGAUGUUGUGAAUUAUGAGCUCAAGAUGAAUUGGGAGAUGUUGUGAAUUAUAUAUAUAUAUAUAUAUAUAUAUAUAUGUAUCUAUGUAUGUAUGUAUAUAUGUAUGUAUAUAUAUAUUUCUUUCCCUCAUUGAAGAGUCUGAGGAAUAUAUGCAGAUUCAUCAGGCUUGUUCUUAUAAUCAUAUUUGCCAAAGUAGAGAUGAAGUAAUAAAGGAGCAGAGUGUAUAUGAUUGUCAUAACAAAAAAGCUUCUGCGUAUAUGAAGCCGUCAAUAAUCAAUUCUACUGCUC
Messenger RNA from Rubroshorea leprosula, 783 nucleotides. Lineage: Eukaryota; Viridiplantae; Streptophyta; Magnoliopsida; Malvales; Dipterocarpaceae. The record is from the annotation of a GenBank genome assembly.